AUGGAAAAAUACAAGUGCAAAUAUUGUUAUAGAAGUUUCUCCAACGGAAGAGCAUUAGGCGGACACAUGAGAUCACACAUGAUGAACCUACCAAUUCCUCCCAAACCAAACGGCUCACCACCAUCACCACCACCACCACCACCCCCGACGAUUCAACUCAGUUUCGAAGCCGAGUCAGAUUCAUCUCCUUCAUCUUCAUCUCUCUAUAGCCUAAGAGAGAAUCCAAAACGAAGCUUCAUUUUCACAGAUCCCAAUCAAUUCAUCGACGCCGGUUCUAUAAUUCUCCAAGAAAACAGAGAAAGCGAAACCGAAACCGAGUCGUCGAAAAAUCCAACUCGUCCACGAUCCAAACGGGUCAAGAAACUCGACAUGGCGAAACCGAACGAGUCGGUGCUGAGUUCUUCUUCGGAUAUAACUACCGAAGAAGACAUCGCUUUUUGUCUCAUGCUGCUUUCUCGCGACAAUAACAACAAUUGGCGAACACGAACACGAACACGAACACAAACACAAACACGACAUCACAAUUAUGAUGAUCAAGAACAACAACAUCGUUAUUAUGUCGAUGAAGACGAAGACGAAGAUGAAGAAGAAGUCGAAGAAAUGGAAGAAGAAGAAAGUGAAGCUGAAUCUGAGGAACUGAAACCGUUGAAGAAAGUACGAGGAAGAUACAAAUGUGACACGUGUAACAAAGUGUUUCGAUCUUAUCAAGCACUUGGAGGACACAGAGCGAGUCACAAGAAAACUAAAUUACUUGCUGCAAGUGGUGCCUAUUCAACUUCACAACAUGAUGAGAAAAUUAACAUUGAAAACAUUAAUGUUGUUGAAAAGAAAAUUCAUGAAUGUCCUGUUUGUUUUAGAGAAUUUUCUUCAGGUCAAGCACUUGGUGGACAUAAGAGAACACAUGGUAUUGGAACUUCAUCAGCAUCAACAACAACAAUAGCAGCGGUUACAACACCAACAACAAGAAACGCUGAGGUUGUUAUUCGAAGUUCUGCGAAAUUCGGAGGUAGUUUGUUAGAUCUAAAUCUUCCUGCUCCUAUGGAUGAUGCUGAUGGUGGUUCUGCGGUUUCGGAUGCAUAA
Molecule: messenger RNA, 1080 nt
Organism: Lathyrus sativus (Indian pea)
Lineage: Eukaryota; Viridiplantae; Streptophyta; Magnoliopsida; Fabales; Fabaceae
Source: the annotation of a GenBank genome assembly